AUGUAUGUUCCUGCUCAUAGAUUGUCUGGUAUGCUUGGUAUGAUAGCGAUGAAGCAUGUGCUUACUAUGAUAGUGAUGAACAAUGUACAUGUAUGCUUCUGCUUUCAUGGAUUGUUCGUAGUGCUCGUUGAGCCAAAUCUUGCUGUUGUUGCUGCUGCCGCUGCAAUCAAGCUAGCAACAACAAAGGCAAAGAAGGAUGGUAGGUCGAACAACAUGAAGUGGCAGCCGUUCAUGUCCACAUUCCUGCUGAACAAGAUGUGUGAGCUCAUCUCUAGUGGAGUUAGGACUGACAAGAGCUUCAAGGAGGUGCACUUGAACACCGUUGCGAAGCAGGUGUUCGAGUUCUGUGGGCAAGAGGUGUUUGCCACCCAGGUGUACAACCACCUGAGGAAGUGGAGAAGUCGGUGGAUCCAAGUGUCCAAGCUGAGAGACCUUAGCGGCGCCUCAUGGGAUGAGAACACUUGCUCCAUAGUUCUGGAGGCAGAGCACUACGCCGGCCAUGUCGCGGGUGGCUUCAGCUAUGAGGCUCUCAUGGCAGCUCUCAGCCACCUGCUUGACAACAAGGCCCAGGGUGUUAGGUUCGUUGCCAUGACCGACGCUCACAGGGGCAAGUCGUAUGUUGUGUUCAUCGGUAAGGUCCCAGGGGUUUAUAGUUCAUGGAAAGAAGCGAGUGCACAAGUGGCAUCGUAUAGCAAGUUAGCAACAACACCUAUAGAGGGUUCAAGACUAGGCAGGCAGCAGAAAAAGCACGGCAGCAGUGUUGACAGUCGCAAGGUUGGAGGUGUCAAGGUGGAUCGUCAGUUUGGGCUGAAGCUGAAGAACUGCAUCAUCUUCGCUCAGUUCAUCGCCAUUGCUGUGUUGUGGCGUUGGUGUGCUAGGUGUGGGUAA
This is a messenger RNA of Triticum turgidum subsp. durum (durum wheat), 888 nucleotides long. The record is from the annotation of a GenBank genome assembly. Lineage: Eukaryota; Viridiplantae; Streptophyta; Magnoliopsida; Poales; Poaceae.